This is a messenger RNA of Punica granatum (pomegranate), 2225 nucleotides long. NCBI's taxonomy places the organism in Eukaryota, Viridiplantae, Streptophyta, Magnoliopsida, Myrtales, Lythraceae. The record is from RefSeq and is a predicted model, not a curated record.
UCCUAUCAAACCACCACUACCGGAGCCCUGUCCUCUCUUUCCUGCUUUCCCUUCUUCUCCCUCUCCGAUUCGGAAACCCUCUGCAAUUCCUUUCUUUCCUCCAUGAAAGCUCCAGAUCUGUGACCUUCAGGUACCCAAACCCUAGCUGCUCGGCCCAUCGAGGUCCAAUCAAUCAGCAAUUGGUUUGAUUUCAAUCGAGACAGAGGGAGGGGUUGGUGGUGGUUAUUCCGGCUAAAUGGGCGAUUUCAACCUCGCUCUGGUGAUCGUCGCGAUAGUGGUGUGCGUCCUCGUCUUCAUCUUCAAUGUCUACCUCCUCGUCAACUACCAGCACCCCGACGAUGCCAACCAGGCCUACUUCCCCAAGUUCGUCGUCGUCCUCGGCCUCUCCGUGGCCGCGAUCUCCAUUCUCAUGCUGCCGGCAGACGUCGCAAACCGGCAGGCCUGUCGGCACGCCAUCUACAAUGGCGCCUGCAACCUCACUCUGCCGAUGAAGGACCUCUGGCUCGCUAUAUACAUCGUCGAUGCCAUCCUCGUCUUCUUCGUUAUCCCGUUCGCCAUGUUCUACUACGAAGGUGACCUGGACAAGAGCGUUGGGAAGAGGAUAAAGAGUGCGUUGUUGUGGGUUGUUGUCACAGCCAUUGUGUGUGGUCUUGUGCUCGGGAUCCUAUAUGGUCUCAUUGGAAAGGUGGACUUUACUGUUAGGCACCUUUCUUCAGGGACAGCUUCAUUUCCUAGUAGCUGGGACUUCUCUCAUAGUCAACAAUGCCUUGGAAAUUCAAACCAGUGCUCUGCAUAUCUUGCACCAGCUUCAUCAGAGAAAACUUGGACAAUGCAGACAACUUUCCCAGAAUAUGUUGUUGCUCUUGCCACAAUUGUUGGAUCUGUACUUUUCACUAUAUUUGGUGGUGUCGGCAUUGCUUGUCUGCCACUGGGGCUUAUCUUUUCGUUCAUUCGACGUCCCAGGGCUGUUAUUACACGAUCACAAUAUAUAAAGGAAGCUACUGAACUCGGUAAGAAGGCGAGAGAACUGAAGAAAACAGCUGAUUCACUGCGUCAAGAAGAAAAAAGUGGUGCAAAGGGUAGAAAAUGGCGGAAAAAUGUCAAGGCAGUGGAAAAGGAGUUGCUCCAGCUGGAAGAAGACGUUAAACUUUUGGAAGAAAUGUAUCCUCAAGGGGAAAAGGCUGAAACUAAUUGGGCAUUAACGGUCCUUGGGUAUCUAGCCAAAUUGAUACUGGGAAUUUUAGGGUUGAUUGUUUCUAUAGCUUGGGUUGCUCAUAUCGUCAUAUAUCUUUUAAUCAAUCCUCCUCUUUCGCCUUUCCUGAAUGAGGUUUUCAUCAAGUUAGAUGACAUAUGGGGUCUUCUCGGGACGGUGGCCUUUGCUUUUUUCUGCUUCUACCUUCUGCUUGCUGUGAUUGCUGGAGCAAUGAUGCUUGGCUUAAGACUAGUUUUCAUUACUAUUCAUCCGAUGAAAUGGGGGGCGACACUUAUGAACUCUUUCCUUUUCAAUGUGGGACUGAUUCUUCUUUGCUCUAUCAGUGUAAUUCAAUUUUGCUCCACAGCAUUUGCAUACUAUGCUCAGGCAACUGCUGCGCAGGAAAUAUUCGGCCACACGCUACAGUCCCUUCGUGGCAUUAAAUACCUGUACAAGUACAACGUGUUUCAGAUCGGAUUUAUUGCUUUGGCUGGAUUGACUUUUGUGUAUUAUGCGGCCUUUGGAUGGAGGAGGAGAAAACCCAGCGGCAAGUUCCAGCUUUCGAAUUGAGAAACGUGAUUCUUUUUGGAGAUCAGCUUAGUAGAGCUAUCGGAGCUUCCUCUGUAUCAUCCUCUCUUUCUGGAGUGACUCUUCAUGUUCAGGUAGUGAGUUGGCCCAUAGUUUUGUCUUGAAGAGGGUGCUGGGUUCCGUUCUGUUGACAAGAUCAAGGGGCCAAACUACAAUUACUCAGGACGAGAAAAGUUGGAGUGCAGGUUAUGUAUCUUCUAUUAUAACAUGGCUUUGUUGCUUUGAUGAAGAGAGAACAACCAAAACCGCUCUCAGUGUACAUCCUUUAUGUAUUAUCGCUAUCCUCGAAGAUCUUGUUAAUUAUUUGUUUGUUGUUCAGUAUUGUGCUCUUUGUGAGAACAGGAUUGUGACAUGAAACGUUUGACUUGGAGAUGAUCUUACAUACGAUUAGUUCACUGAGUGUUGUUCGAAUUCAAAAUAUGAUCAUUUCACAUUUACAUCUGCA